Musa acuminata subsp. malaccensis (wild Malaysian banana) is the source of this 1517-nucleotide messenger RNA. Its product is annotated as basic helix-loop-helix protein 80. The record is from RefSeq and is a predicted model, not a curated record. Lineage: Eukaryota; Viridiplantae; Streptophyta; Magnoliopsida; Zingiberales; Musaceae. Gene Ontology annotation, biological process: regulation of DNA-templated transcription. Gene Ontology annotation, cellular component: nucleus. Gene Ontology annotation, molecular function: DNA-binding transcription factor activity; protein dimerization activity.
UUGCUCACAUCUGUGGAUGCUCUCCUCUUCCUCUCACGGAAACCCACCUUGCUUCACCGCUGCCACUGACCUCUGAUCUAUUUCCUUUCUUCUUCUUCUUCUUCUCUCCCGUACGUCGGCAUUAUUCCUCAGCUCUACACAAUGGCAUUCUCAUACCAUGAGCAUAAUAACCCUUCCUUUGUGGAGUUUGCGCAUCUUCCAUGCACGCCCACCGAGAUUCCCUUCCUCCCACAGCAAUUGGAAGACGUGACGACCAGUGCUUCCUCUUGCUUCCUCCACUGCUACUCGCAGCUGCCGGUAGCCGAUGCCACUGGCUUCGGUAGCAGCGGUUCUCUUGACAUUGCCGGUUUAAAGCCUCCUUCGGUUGCUAACCACGUUGGUCACGCACCAAUGGUGGGCGAACCCAGUGACGGCGUGGCCCCGCAGCCACAAGGAUCUGGAGAAAAGAAGAGAAAGAUCGACAAAGAUGAGACCAGCUUGAUCGCCGGUCGAGCCAAGGAAGGCAAGAUUUGCAAGCAGAGAAGGCUGAGGGAAACCGACGACAAGAAACCUAAAGCCGACGACACGAAAGCUUCGAAGACUUGCGGGGAGUCUCCCGCGGGGUAUAUUCAUGUAAGAGCAAGGAGAGGUGAAGCCACAGAUAGCCACAGUCUCGCAGAAAGGGUGAGACGAGAGAAGAUAAGCGAGAGGAUGAAGGUGUUGCAGAGUCUCGUUCCCGGCUGCGAGAAGGUUACUGGGAAGGCACUCAUGCUGGAUGAGAUCAUCAAUUAUGUGCAGUCCUUACAGAACCAGGUCGAGUUUCUCUCGAUGAAGCUCGCUUCUCUCAACCCCAUGCUAUACUUUGAUGCAGACUCUGAUGAGUACAUGAGCCAACCAGAGAAGAUGAUGAAGCUGCAGAGAUCAGUGGGAAGCAUGCCACUGCCAAUGUCAUCAUCUACUGUGCAAGCCAAUCAACUUCAACCCAUAGCUCUAGAGAAUGGUGAAGUGAUGAGACAGUCAGCACAAUUUUUCCUGCAGGGCCAAGGGACCACUCCCUUUCCUCAGGGUGGUAGCAGUUACAUGAUGCAGGCCAUGGGCGACCAAAGAGAGGACACCAACUCUUCUUCCUUCCAGUAGUCAGUUGCUCGGUGAGAGAGAGAGUUGAUGGGUCUUCGUUCCUCAAUGGAGAUUGCAAAGUAGACGUCUGAAGAAGAAGAAGAAGGUGAAGCUGGGGAGAGAAAGGAGAGCCGACACAAAAUAAAGAGCAGAUCUUGGGAGGAUCUUUGCUGUUGGCCUAUUGGACCAUUGGGAUGAUUCACAGAUUCCGAGAGAGGUAGCUGAUGUAGGUGGAAAAUAGUAAAAACUAUGUUUACAACAUUGUCUGUCAGUAAUCUUACAGUGUUACAGUAUGUGAGAGGAGAUGAGAGAGAGAGAGAGAGAAGGAGAGGGUGGUCAUUUGCAUCAUAGGAUGCUGAUAUGACAGCCGUAGAGUUUGCCUUUGGCCUCUGUGAAUAAUAAGUUCCACCUUUUGCUCUGAA